This is a messenger RNA of Clonostachys rhizophaga, 1851 nucleotides long. NCBI's taxonomy places the organism in Eukaryota, Fungi, Ascomycota, Sordariomycetes, Hypocreales, Bionectriaceae. The record is from the annotation of a GenBank genome assembly.
AUGGCAAACGAAGAUUUGGUGAAUAAGAUCAAAAAUGGGACGCUAGAAAUUGAAAAUGACACUGAUCAAGAGACGUACGAAUGGGUCCCUUUCGACCAUAUCGAAAAGCUGCUUGGAGACGAAGCCAAUGUAAGAGCGGUGCUCAGAGCGGUGCUCGAGAAGCAACCAAAAAUGACUCAUUCAGUACAUGACGACAUGACAAGAUUCGUUUUGGGAAAAGCCAAGCGGCUCUUUGCUGUGCUUGUUCGUUAUAAUAAACUGGAUUGGUUGAAACUGUUUUACGACAAAGGCUUCGCAGACGACCAAUUCCCUAUCGAGAGGAAAUCGGUAAAAGACCUAGGCCCUGGCUACGUCGGACCAGACUGCAAGUGGGCAGUUCGGUCAAUAAAAUACCCAGAGAACUAUGUUCCAUUCCCAGUCGAGAAAGAUGAUAUAGAUUACCUUUGCCGUUUAUGUCAAUGGCAUUUCUUUGUUCCAGUUUUUACCGAAGACGACGAGCCUGUCUACAUUUUCAGCCCUUCGCAAAUUCUUCCAUUCCUCGAGGAAAUAGAUACUGGUGUAGAGAGCAACUUCAGUGUCGUUAGGCAUUAUGUCAUUCAUCGCAGACAUAUCGAACUCCAAGACGAUCAAAUUGUAUGUGCUACGGAUGCCCGCGGGAAUCCUCAUGUUGCCGUUAAAAGGCUGAAAUUCGCAUGGAGCAAAACGGCAGGCAAAUCCAAAGAGAUUGCCCUGAAUGAAUCGAAUGUGUUGUAUCGGUUCAAGGAAAACAGGCACCGACAUUUGAUCAGAGUCAUCGCCUGCUACAGUCAAGGCAGUGACUACUUCUUCAUGUUUCCCUGGGCCCCGGGAGGGAGCCUGCGUGACUUUUGGAAGAAAUGCGAUAUUUUGGCCGAAGAAUCGCUCAACUUCGGCUCCAAAGACUGGGAGCUGUACAUCGAAUGGUUUCUGCGACAACUGAAAGGUCUCGCUGAGGCCAUCAAGAUUCUUCACUAUUCAAAAGAUAAACCAGGUGAAUCUUGCCGUCAUGGGGACCUCAAGCCCGAAAACAUCCUCUGUUUCGGCAAUCGAUUGCCUGCUAGGGGUGAAAUUCCGACAGAUAUUACUCUUGUUAUCACUGACGCGGGCCUGGCUAAGGUCCACGAAAGAGAAACCCAAGCCCGACUCGAUCCUACGACAACGCAAGGGGGCACACGAAGAUAUGCAUCUCCCGAAGUUGAGAUAGAUAAGAACCACGCGAGAUCCAGACUGUAUGAUAUAUGGUCCCUUGGGGUCUUAUAUCUGGAGUUUCUCAUCUGGAUCUUGUAUGGAAAAGAAAACCUCAAAAAAUUCCACGAUGACACCAGCGGCGACUACUGCUUCGACACCCACCCUGAGACUCGAGUCAAACCUAUUGUCACACAAUGGAUCCAAGCCAUCAAAGACGACCCCAGAUGUUCAUCUUCGGGACCCACCGCCCUUGGCCGCCUCAUCGACCUUAUCGAGAAUCGAUUGCUAGUGGUUGCUUAUUCUCAUAUGCAGGGCCAGUCUCCUGAUACUGAAGUGGAAUCUCAGGGAGCGAGGAGUUCUAAUAACGAGGUACCGCGGAUGCUAGUGACUCAACCAACUUGGUCCCCUUUGUCAGAUAAUAAGCCUAUACGAGCAGAUGCUGAAGCCACAUUAAAGGAGCUGGAAAAGAUCUACUAUGCAGCAAAGGAACAAAAGUCACUGCCAUGGAUCAACUGGGAUGGUAUGGCAGAAGCGGCGAAGCAAGGGCCAAAAAUCGUUUCAAAUCUCGAACCACGCCCCCGAAGGCCUUCGGUUUCCAAGUAUGAUACUACACCAAGGCCUGUUCGUGAAUUCCGAAACCCCUAA